Messenger RNA from Raphanus sativus (radish), 451 nucleotides. RefSeq names its product cytochrome b-c1 complex subunit 8-1, mitochondrial. The transcript has 2 exons. Lineage: Eukaryota; Viridiplantae; Streptophyta; Magnoliopsida; Brassicales; Brassicaceae. The coding region runs from base 40 to 258 and encodes 72 amino acids. The record is from RefSeq and is a predicted model, not a curated record. Gene Ontology annotation, biological process: mitochondrial electron transport, ubiquinol to cytochrome c.
UUGUGGUUGUUGUCGGAAUAAGAAGAAGAAAAAAGAGAGAUGGGGAAGCAGCCGGUGAAGUUGAAGGCGGUGGUAUACGCGCUUUCGCCGUUUCAGCAGAAGAUAAUGACCGGACUCUGGAAGGAUCUCCCCGAGAAGAUUCACCACAAGGUCUCCGAGAAUUGGAUCAGCGCCACUCUUCUCCUCACUCCUGUCCUCGGAACCUACUGGUAUGCUCAGCACUUCCAGGAACAGGAGAAACUCGAGCACAGGUUCUGAAACAUGAAGCCUGCUCCCUCCUCUACUACAACUAUUUGAGACUUUGGUCGGAAGCCAAACUCUCUUAAUAGAAUUUUUGAUUCAGUUAUUUUCUGAAACUGGCUAAUUUUCCAAAUGUUUUGGUUCAUGACAAUCACUAUUGGUUGAAAUGUAUCUUUCUUGAUAUAAUAUCACAUGGACAACGUUUGCUUCA